CAAUGCUUUUUUUUAAACGCUCACUCACCACUCCAUAGUCCAUAGUCCUCUCUCUGUCCGUGCCCUUUACUCCUCCCCGCGCCCGUCAAACUUUUUAUAACAUUUUCAACUGCCAUGGAUGCGCAUUUCGACAGAAACUGAAUCAAGAAAAUCGAAGAAAAAAAAAUGUUCAGGCUACACAAACACAAGUCAGAUAAAUUUGGAGGCACACUUGACUUCAAGUUCUCCAGCUUCCAGGCUCUUCAGGUACCAAAAGGAUGGGACAGGCUUUUUGUGUACAUAAUUUCAGUAGAAACUGGAAAGACGCUGUCCAAAUCUGGGAAAGGGUCGGUGAGGAACGGAACUUGUCGAUGGACGGAGAGUUUGACGGAGUCCAUUCCGGUUUCGGAGAAAGAGAUUGAUGAUUGUCUCUUCAAGUUUGUUGUUUCCAUGGGAUCGUCAAGAUCGGGCAUCCUUGGAGAGGCUACGGUUAAUUUGGGGAGUUAUAGGAAUGCAGAAACUGCUGUUCCUGUUUCGUUGCCGUUGAAAAAGUGUAACCAUGGAACCAUUUUACUAGUUAGAAUUCAGUGCCUGACACCAAGAACAAAACCCAGGGAGGAGCAGUUUGAAGAGCCAGGUUCAUAUGCAGAGGAUGUGAUUGCUGUUGACUACAUUGACAUGGAAAACAAAUCUGAUGUUUCUGAUAGCUCAGUUGCCAGGAGUGUUGGAUCCUCAUCAAGUAACCAUUUGGAUAGUGCAUCUGGUACAGGAGAACAUAGUAGGGAAUUGAGUUUCUCAGCAUCAGGAUCACGCUAUAGCUUUGACUCAAUGGAGGGUUCAUUGGAUUAUUCCCUGCAAAAUAACUUAAUUGGCACCAGCAAUCUUGUUGGGAGACAAGAUUCAACUAGCUCCCAGAACAGUUCUUCUUACGGAUCUUAUUCUUUUAAUGAUUCUUCCAGAUCAAAUCACUCAUCCUUUAAUUCAGCUUCACGAAGCCAUCUUCAGAAUCAAAGAGAAAGUCUUAAUCAGGUUUCAAGAACUGUUGCCUCAUCACCAUUACGGAAUGCUGAUUCAUCUAAAGAUCUUCUGGAAGCUGCAGAAGCUACAAUUGAGGAGCUUCGAGCAGAAGCGAGGAUGUGGGAGCAAAAUGCUCGUAGAUUAAUGUUUGAUCUGGAAAAAAUGCGGAAGGAUUUAUCAGACCAAUCAAUGCACUGUGCAAGUCUUGAAAUGCAGCUUUCAGAAUCGCACAGAGAAUGUGAUGGCUCGAAGCAGAAGAUUGAACAAUUGAAGAUCCUGUUGGAGGAAUCCGUAGCAGAGCAAACAACCACUGAGAAGUUGAAGUUUCAGGCCAAAGAAAUGGAUGAUUUUCAGAAAGAAAUAGAAGAUGAAUUAAAGUUUCAGAAAGAAACGAAUGCUGACUUGGCUUUACAGCUAAAGAAAACCCAAGAGUCGAACAUUGAGCUUGUUACCAUACUUCAGGAACUGGAAGAUACCAUAGAAAUACAGAAAAUAGAAAUUUCAGAUCUGUCAAAAAUUCAAUCCAAAAGUCAAAAAGCAGGAAAGUAUCACCUUGAAGUCCAAAACAGUGAGGAGACCAAACGAAUGAAGAAAUCUUUUGCUAAGGAUACAAGAGAGGCCUCUUGUGAUUCGGGUAUGGAAGGCAGUACUGUUGAGCAGGAAAUGGAUGAUUUACCUGUAGGUUCUGAAUCAGAGGACAGCAGGAGCCUGGAGCUGGAGUUUCAGCAACUGCAAGAUUCACAAAAGAAUUUAGAAAGUACUAUCAAGCCUCCGGAAAGAUCUCUUGAGAACAAAAUCCAUGCAAUUGAGGUUGAGCAAAGUUUAAAAACUCAAACUCUAAUGGAUUGCGAAGCAGAAUGGAGAGAAAAAUUAGCUGCCAAGGAUGAAAAGAUCACCAAUUUGGAAGCAGAGUUAUUCAAAGCUCUUAAUCCUCUUCAAUUUCAAAAUGGACAUGAUCGCGAACUGAUUAAAGAAAUUGAAGUUCUGACACAGAAGAUGGAGGAACUUGAGAGAGAUUGCAGUGAGCUUACAGAAGAAAAUCUAGAACUUGUACUUAAGCUCAAAGAGUCAGAAAAGUAUGGUGCCUCGACUAGCCCUUCAUCAAAUGAAUGUUUGGGGAAUCAUUCUCUCUUCACCUCUGAAUCCGAGGUUAGAAAAUUGAGAUCCCAAAUAUGCAAGCUUGAAGAAGAGAUGCGUAAGAAGGAAAUAAUUAGCCAACAACUUUCCACUGAUUGUUCGCAGAUUCAAUAUGCAGAUCUUGGAAAAAGGUGUGCUGAACUGGAGCUUCAGCUGCAAGCUUCCAAGGACAAAACACUCUACUUUGAUUCUGAACUCAGUAAAUAUCAUGCAAGAGCAGAGCGACAGGAAAUCGAGAUUGCUACACUACAAGAACAGUUAGAACAUUAUGAAGGAAUGGAAACUGGGGUCAAUGUCCAUCCUGCAGACAUCUGUUCAGACAUCAAGCUUUCCGAAUCACAAGCUACUGCUGAAAUGGCUAAAACAUUAUCUGAGUUGCAGGAGCACAUCCAAUCAUGUUUAGCCAAUGUGAAGAAGCAACAAUGUGAUCCAUGUUUUCCGAUAAAUGGAGAAUGUAGUACUGCUUUUGAUAAACCUGUCAUUUCAAAUGAUACAGAUUUGUUUAAUCAAAACGAGAGAGCAAAGUCUAUUCUAAACAGUUUUGUCCAGCUAAAAGAUUUGUUUGAAGCAAAAUCUGCUUUGUUCAAAAAUGAAGUUCACCAAAGCAAAGAGGUAAGAGCAAAAGUGGCGAAUCCUGAUGAGCUCCGGAACAAUUUGGAGGCUUAUGACUCAGGGGAAAAUACCUUCAGCACUUGUGGUCCACAACCAGAAAGCAUGCAAAUGGAAUCUACACUUGAGAUGACAGAUUUAGAAAAGGAGCUUUUGGAAAAGAUAUCUGGCAUGGAUAAGCUUAAUUCUUUGAAUGAACAAGAGAUAGAUGCUCUAAGGCAUUCCCAAACGGAGCUAGAAACACAGAUUUCUAAUCUUCAGAACGAGAGAUGGCAGUUGGAGCAAAAUCUUGAAGUUACACUAAGAGAAAGCAUGGUGACCUCUACAUGCUUGGAUGAUUUACGGAAGGAAAUGACGAAGCUUAGUAGUAACAGGGAUUCACAAGCUUCGGCCAAGGAGAUCCUAGAAAGGAAGUUGUCAGAGCUGGAAAGUGGCAAAUUGGAGAUGGAAGUUCACUUGUCUGAACUAGAAAAAGAAAAUGUACAGUUAUCAGAGCGAAUAUGUGGCUUGGAAGCACAAUUAAGAUAUUUGACCAACGAUAGGGAAUCAACCAGCGAGGAAUUGCAUAACUCGGAAUCUAGUAAUAUGAGUCUCCGGGAAGAGAUAAGAAGACUGGAAAGUGAAUUGGAGGUACAAAAGGUUGAUGCGAGGCAAAAGAUGCAGGACAUGCAAAAGCGGUGGUUAGAAGCUCAAGAAGAGUGCGGGUAUCUGAAAGUAGCAAAUCCAAAGUUACAAACUACAGCUGAAAGUCUUAUUGAAGAAUGCAGUGUGCUUCAGAAAUCAAAUGCAGAACUGAGGACGCAAAAGAUGCAGUUACAUGAGCAUUGUACAAUUCUGGAAGCUGAGUUAAGGGAUUCCGAAAAGUGUUUUUCUAAUAUGUCGAAGGAAGUAGAAGCUCUUGAAGGAAAGUAUAUAUUGCUGCAGCAAGAAAUUGCCUCAAAAGAGCAAGCACUUGGUAUAGAACUAGAUUCACUUCUUCAAGAAAACAAGAAAUAUAAAGAGAAACUUGCUAUGGAGGAGAAUUUUCUGAACCAGAUGCACUUGGAGAAGACAGUUGAAGUUGAGAAUCUUCAAAGAGAGGUUGCACAUCUGACUGAACAGAUAUCUGCAACUCAUGGAGAAAAGGAAAGGACAGCUUCAGAAGCUGUGAUUGAAGUGUCUCAUCUGCGUUCAGGUAGAGCUAUGCUGGAAGCUUCUCUGCAAGAAUUACAAGGAAAACUCGAAUUAUCUGAGAGUAACCUCUGUACCCUCCAGAUGGAAUCAGAGAUUAAAGUGCUUGGACUUAUGCAAGAACUUGCUGUUUCCAAACAAAAUCAGGAAGUUCUGAUGGCUGAUCAUGAAAAGCUGCUUGAAUUGUUAGAAGAUGUCAAAUCCAAUGAAGAGAAACAUAAAAGCAGUGUUAAGGGGCUGGAAAUAAAACUUAAAGCUUCUGAAUAUGCGAGGCAACAAGUUGCAGAGGAAACCUCCAGCCUUAAGAUCCAAUUGCAGAAAACAUCGCUUCUUCAAGACGAGAUUCUGGAUCUUAAAAGAUCGCUUAAUGAGGUCAAAUUUGAGAAUCAAAAGCUUGAAGCUUCAUUGCAGAUGUUAUCAGGGGAUUACAAGGAACUGAAGACCGAGAAAAUCCUGUCUAUGCAGAAGAUUUCUGACAUGCAGAGGGCUGUGUCUGAAUUAGAAGACUGCAAAAGGAGUAAAGUUGCCCUGGAGGAGAAGCUUUUGCGACUGGAUGGGGAUUUAACUGCAAGAGAAGCAAUAGGUGCUCAGGAUGCUGAGCUGAAAAAUGAGCUUGCUCGGGCUAAGAGAGCAAAUAGUGAAUUCCAGAGGAAGAUAAGAUACCUCGAAGAGGAGAAGCAGGAGUGCCUGAAGAAAGCUCAAGCUCUUGGAGAGGAACUUGAACAGAGGAAAGCGUCAAAACAGGAUCAACAUAGUUUCAGUGAUGCAAGCCUCCCCUCUGGUCCUGAAUCCAGUGACAUGAAUUCUUCUACUCCUGAUGAAUUAAAUGUCUCACAGGUCGGUACGAAAUCGAAUUUUAAUACUGGAAAUGCUCCUGGUAUAGGAUUGGAAUCUUUGUCAAAGAUCCAACUACUCGAGAAUGAACUAGCUGAGGCUUUGGAGGCAAAUGAUAUGUACAAAGCCCAGCUUAAGAGCUUGUUAACCGAGGAGUACAAGGAUCCGUUAAAUGCUCCCAAGAAGUUGUUGGAUGAAGAAGUAGUAGUAAAAGGAGAUGGAUAUGAGGGCAAGAUAUCAUCACUCCAGACAGAGCUAAAAGAUUUACAGGAGCGCUACUUCGACAUGAGCCUCAAAUAUGCAGAAGUUGAAGCUGAACGUGCGAAACUUGUACUAAAGCUGAAGCCUGUCAAUAAUGGACGAAGGUGGUUUUCAUGAUUCCAGAGGACAUUCCCGUGGUUUCUAAAAUUCAACCUUUUCCAUUCCUGGCCGGAGCAUCCCUUGCCGGAGCUCCAUUCUUUUCACUAAUUCUAUUUAUUGUAGAUCCCAUUGCUACAAAUCCUAUUUAAUAGAACAUCAUAACUUCUCCAUA
Populus nigra (black poplar) is the source of this 5278-nucleotide messenger RNA. RefSeq lists its product as uncharacterized. Bases 166 to 5124 code for a protein of 1652 amino acids. The transcript has 8 exons. Lineage: Eukaryota; Viridiplantae; Streptophyta; Magnoliopsida; Malpighiales; Salicaceae. The record is from RefSeq and is a predicted model, not a curated record.